AUGUCACACUCGUCCCCGGAACCGACUUUUUCGUCCAGCGAUCCCCUGAGACCGGAGUCUCAAUUCACCUACCGCCAACUCCAGCUCCUCCGACAUGGCUCCACGGCGACACCGCUCCGCGUGAUCGCGCACAUCGAUCUCGAUGCCUUCUACGCCCAAUGCGAAAUGGUGCGGCUGGGCAAGCCGCGCGACGUGCCCCUCGCCGUACAACAGUGGGACUCGCUGAUCGCCAUCAACUACCCGGCCCGCGCGUCCGGGAUCACACGCAUGAUCUCCGCCGGCGAGGCGAAGAAGCUCUGCCCGGAGAUUGUGCUACAGCACGUUGCAACCUUCCGCGAGGGCGAGGGCGGCAAAUGGGCCUACCGCGACGACGCCUUCAACCGCGUGAGCACGGAUAAAGUGUGCCUGGAUCCAUACCGGGCGGAGUCGCGCAAGAUUUUGAAGGUCAUGAAGGAAGAACUGUCUGGUUGGCAUGCGAAGGUCUGCGGUGGUGAGGGCCCCCAUGCGAACGCCGUACAGCAACCUGGUCUUGAGAAAGCCAGUGUGGAUGAGGUCUUUAUCGACUUGUCGCCGAUUGUCUAUGGCGUCUUGCUGGAGCGGUAUCCUGAAUUGCGCGCCGGGGCGCAUGGUGAUGAUCGGGUUGCGCGGCUGCCGACCCCGCCGACGACGGCGUUGGUGUGGAACGCGGAAGACUGCUUGGUUGAUUUGGAUGAGCAUGAGACGGAAGUGGACGACCCCGACUGGGAUGAUAUCGCUAUACUGAUUGGCUCGGAGGUUGUGCGCUCGGUUCGCAAAGCGGUUUGGGAUAAUCUCGGUUAUACCUGUUCGGGGGGAGUUGCAAGGAACAAAAUGAUGGCAAAACUUGGAAGCGCCUGCAACAAGCCCAACAAGCAGACCAUCAUUCGGAAUCGUGCUGUGCAGAAUUUCCUCGGAGGGUUCAAGUUCACGAAGAUCAGAAUGCUCGGAGGCAAGCUCGGAGAUCAGGUCACUGCCAUGUUUGGAACAGAGCAAGUGAGCGAUCUGUUGAAGAUCCCGCUGGAACAGCUUCGAGCCAAGUUGGACGACGAUACCGCCACAUGGCUGCAUGGUAUCAUACGAGGCGAUGAUCGAAGCGAAGUCAAUUCACGGACGCAGAUCAAGUCAAUGCUCUCUGCAAAAUCCUUCCGACCGAGCAUCAACAAUAUUGACCAAGCGGAGAAGUGGUUGCGCAUUUUCGCAGCAGAUAUAUAUGGCCGUCUUGUUGAAGAUGGUCUGCUGGAACACAGGCGUCGCCCCAAGACGGUGGCCUUACACCACAGGCAAGGUGCUCAAGUCCGCUCACGGCAGAUCCCUAUUCCGGGGUCAUCCCCAAUCGAUGAGAACUUACUCUUCAACCUUGGCCUUACACUAUUGAGACAAGUCAUUGUCGACGGGCGCGCAUGGCCCUGCGCGAACCUUUCUCUGAGUGUCGGCGGGUUUGAAGAUGGAGUAUCCAAGAAUAAGGCAAUCGACUCGUUUUUGCUUCGCGGAGAACAGGCGAAGUCUGCACAGAACACUCGGUCCUUAUCGACUGAUGACUUGAUGGAUAUACAACAACCUAGCGAGAAGCGUCUGAAAACGGACACCGACGGAAUUCGACGGUUCUUUGCCAAACCUCCCAAGGCUGGUGCAUCACCUCAGUUGACAGAGUCGACAUUAGAAGAGGCAAUGCAGGGCACGGAACUCGAACAAAGCGGCAUAGAAGCAUCGCCAGAGGAUGAUAGGCCGCAAUCUGCAGACGCCCUCUCAGUCUAUACUUGCAGUCGGUGCGGCAAGUCACUGCCCGAGCACGAGAGAGCCGAGCAUGACGACUGGCACUUCGCCAAAGAUCUAGUAGACCAGGAGAACCAGGCCACCCGGAGCUCUCCUCAGACUCCAUCAUCAUCUAAUCAUGGAGCAUCACAUUCACGUAGUCGAGGUGGUCGUAGUAGUCGGGGGAAGCCCGAAAGGGGUCAAACCCGUCUGAAAUUUGGGUAG
Messenger RNA from Aspergillus homomorphus CBS 101889, 1995 nucleotides. Its product is annotated as DNA-directed DNA polymerase eta. Lineage: Eukaryota; Fungi; Ascomycota; Eurotiomycetes; Eurotiales; Aspergillaceae. Gene Ontology annotation, cellular component: nucleus; site of double-strand break; replication fork. The record is from RefSeq and is a predicted model, not a curated record. Gene Ontology annotation, biological process: error-prone translesion synthesis; response to radiation. Gene Ontology annotation, molecular function: DNA-directed DNA polymerase activity; damaged DNA binding. The transcript has a single exon. Bases 1 to 1995 code for a protein of 664 amino acids.